AUGCAUUUUUUAGCCGACUCUGGAGACACCUACCGUCCGCGUUUACUGGACUACGUCAGCGUGAACGAUCUCGCUCGCCUCGUCGUGGUCGAUCUCGCAGCCCUGGUCGUGCUGCUGGCCAUCGUCACCCCUGCCUCCGGAGCGCCGGCCGGAUCUGCUUACAGUAGCGGCGCCCCUCAUCGUUCGCAUGAUGACCGACAGGCCGCAAGAGACCAGAUGAUGUCCAACAUUCGAGAGACCUCACAGCAGGACCGUCGGGUCUACGUCGGCAAUCUUUCCUACGACGUCAAAUGGCACCACCUGAAAGAUUUUAUGCGGCAGGCUGGAGAGGUCAUAUUUGCCGAUGUGUUGCUGCUCCCUAAUGGAAUGUCGAAGGACCGUGAGGCGGAGCCACGGUUCAAUCAGGCAUCCGGCCCCCGCGGCGGUUACAGUGGUGCAAUGGGUGGUGCCCCAGCCUACGGCGGCCCUAUUGGCGGCCCUGGUUUUAAUCCUGGCAUGGGCGGAAGCAGACAGAUUUAUGUCGCAAAUCUUCCAUUCACCAUUGGAUGGCAAGACCUGAAAGAUCUGUUCCGACAAGCAGCCCGCACGGCUGGUGUUGCUCGCGCCGACAUCAACAUUGGACCCGAUGGCCGAUCCAGGGGCUCCGGAAUAGUUGUGUUCGAAAGCCCAGACGAUGCACGGAAUGCAAUCCAGCAGUUCAACGGCUACGACUGGCAGGGCCGCGUCUUGGAAGUUCCCCCGAAUCCCUUCACCGACCAUGCCACUUCUGGCAACGAACCAAGUGAAAUUAUCUUUGUGCGCAAUCUUCCCUGGUCGACCAGCAACGAGGAUCUCGUGGAGCUCUUUGGCACUAUCGGAAAGGUCGAACAGGCCGAGAUUCAGUAUGAGCCAAGUGGUCGCUCUCGCGGCUCGGGAGUCGUUCGGUUCGAUAACCCCGAGACGGCUGACACUGCCAUCUCAAAGUUCCAAGGUUACCAAUAUGGCGGGCGGCCGCUUGGCCUCAGCUUUGUCAAGUACUUGACUCCCGGAGUUGGCGGCAGCAGCAUGGAAUCCGACCAUCAUAACGGGUUGACACAGGACCAGAUCAUGUAG
Messenger RNA from Grosmannia clavigera kw1407, 1092 nucleotides. Its product is annotated as rnp domain containing protein. Gene Ontology annotation, molecular function: mRNA binding. The record is from RefSeq and is a predicted model, not a curated record. The transcript has 10 exons. Lineage: Eukaryota; Fungi; Ascomycota; Sordariomycetes; Ophiostomatales; Ophiostomataceae. Gene Ontology annotation, cellular component: cytoplasm; nucleus. The coding region runs from base 1 to 1092 and encodes 363 amino acids.